AUGUCCUCAAUGUUGGAGGUUCGCGACAGCCGUCGUUCUAGAUCCAAAUCUCCCGGUGGAAGAGAGAGGUCAAGAUCAAGAUCUCACUCACGCGACGCUCGCGGAGACUUCGACCGCCGAGAACGUGAUCGAAGCAGUGACCACCGACGCUCCACCAAGUACUCUGGCUCCGAUGACGAUGCUGAGGACGAGCGCAGAUACAAGGACCAAAGAUCGAGCAGGAACUCGUACUACGCAGAGGAGGAAGAUGACCGUCGCAAGAGUACGAGAACUUCUCGAGCUUACGAAGGUCAGAGUGAAGACGACAGGUAUCGUUCUUCCAAACCAGGCAAGGAAUCUCGCAGGCGGGAUUGGUCGCCCUCAGAUGAUGAGAAGGAGAGGCGUCGUACCACAUCAAAGAGGGACAGUAAUAGAAAGCGUUCAGACAGCGACGACAACGACGACCGCCGCAAGUCGAACAGGAAGCAUCGCGACGAUUCAGAAAGUCACUCUGAAGACGACCGCCGCAAAUACACCAAUGGCCGUACUUCAAGUUAUUCCCAGCAGCCAGCACAUGGCUACGUCCCACCCCCUGGGGCCUAUGCGGAGAUUCGUCCAAAAGACUCCCACCACAUGAGCUAUGGUGAUUCUCGCUAUGGGCCGCCUGGAGCCUUUCCAACUUCAUCUGGCCCACCACCAACUCAACGAACACCAUCUUACAGCGGACCCACGGCGCCAGAAUAUGCAAAGGUCGACCAGUACAAGUACGCUCAACCUGACGCAAAUGCCAGCUACAAAUAUAAGGACAGCUCCAGUCAACCUCAAUAUAAUGGACGGAGGCAAGAAUAUGAUCGGUCACGACCUUCAGAUUCCGACAGAAUCAAGGAGAAGAAAUAUUCUGACGACCGUUAUGAGACACGCGAGCCGCAUGAGAGGAAGUAUUACGAAGACGACGAUGAUAAAGACCACAGAAGAAGCAGCAAAUACCAUAGCGAUAAGUAUGGUGCUCCCACAGAGGACAUGACGAAAAACCUAUCCAAGCUCGCAUUUGCUGGCGGCCUUGGUGCUGCCACCCUCGGCGUUGCGACCCAAAUCUCGCAUGAUGGUGGAAAACCGCCUGCUUCACCUUUGCUGGAGGCAUAUAAAGGAACCUAUCAGUCCAUCUCGCCCAUGCCUACAGCGCUGGUCCUCGCAAAUCAUAAAGAUGAUUCGGAUUUGUCAGAUCUCGAUAUUGGCAGAGAUGACGAUAGCGACGAUGAUAUUAAACGCAAAAUUCGCAAACUCGAACGGGAGAAAGCCGAGUAUGAAGCCUCACGGGAGAAAGAGCGGGAGAAAAAGCGCGCGGCCAAUGAGUAUGAGACACGCGAGCCACGUUCAAGCGGUGGACUUGAGACCCGUGAACCUCGAUCGCGUCGCUUGUCCAAUCUUGACACUAGCCUCGAAGUCCGCGAGCCGGGAGGUGUUCGUGACAGAUCUCGAGACAGACGUGGAACUAACGACAUCAUUUCACCAACUACACCGUCGGGCAAGAAGAAGGUUUCGUUCUACGAUCCAACAUCAGAUGCACAACGCAUCGCCAAGGCCCUCCAGGGCACUGGUCCUGCCGACCCACGUCCAUUGCUACAGAUCCUCCCGGGUCUUACCACAGACGAACUCUUUGCCCUACGUGCCGAGUACAAGAAUCACGCAAAGGUACAGGGCCAAGGUAUCAAUAUCGCCAAGCACAUUAAGAUGCGUGUUCCAGGCAACCUGGGCAAAGCCUGCUACACUACCGCCCUUGGUCGGUGGGAGAGCGAAGCCUACUGGGCCAACAGCUUUUAUCAAGGAGGAGCCAGCCGACGAGAGCUGUUGAUCGAAUCGCUUAUGGGCCGGAGCAACCACGACAUCAAGGAAAUCAAGAAUUGCUUCAAAGACAAAAAAUACGGUGACGACCUGGAACGGUGCAUUCGCACCGAGCUCAGAGCCGAUAAAUUUCGCAUGGCGAUCCUGUUGGCACUAGAGGAACGACGCAUGCCAGAGUCAACGCCUCUCGACCCUCGCCUCAUCAAAGCCGAUGUGGGUGCUCUCUACAACGCACUCGAUUCUCAAGGAGGUGAAAGCGACAUGCUGAAGAUUAUUGUGCUGCGCAGCGACAUGCACCUCAGGGAAGUCCUGCGGAUCUUCGAAGGAACCUACGGCAUCCACUUUGCGCGUGCCAUGAUUAGCAAGUCUCGCAAUCUCGUAGGCGAGACCCUUGCCCACAUACUCAACGGUGCGCUGAACCGCCCCAUGCGUGACGCCUUGUUGCUACGUCAGGCGAUCAGCGAAACCGCACCCGGUAAGGAACGCACCGAACUGCUUAUCUCUCGCCUCGUCCGUCUACACUGGGAGCCUAAGCACCUAGACAAAGUCAAGCAAGUGUACCAAGAGAGAUAUCAUGUAGCGGUGCGUCAAGCGAUCAAGAGGGAAGUCUGGGACGGCAUGAGAACACCCGAAGGCAAGCUGUGUGCCGAGUUUUGCAUCGAGUUGGCCGAUUCGACCUAA
Exophiala aquamarina CBS 119918 is the source of this 2502-nucleotide messenger RNA. RefSeq lists its product as uncharacterized. NCBI's taxonomy places the organism in Eukaryota, Fungi, Ascomycota, Eurotiomycetes, Chaetothyriales, Herpotrichiellaceae. The record is from RefSeq and is a predicted model, not a curated record. The transcript has a single exon. Gene Ontology annotation, cellular component: cytoplasm. Gene Ontology annotation, molecular function: calcium ion binding; calcium-dependent phospholipid binding. The coding region runs from base 1 to 2502 and encodes 833 amino acids.